AUGGAUCCCCCCAUCAAUGAUGAAGAAGCCAACAGACAGGCUUCCCCGCCAGAGAGAGAACAUGAUCUGACGCGCAGCUACACGGCCGGCGCAGAGGGUUAUCCGUCUGCCAGCAUUGAACCCAAAGUCACUCUGGUUUCAAGCGUCCAAAAUCCUCCCGAAUAUGAGAUAUACUGGGAAAGCGUCGACAGUGAGAAUCCGCGUACUUGGCCGCUAUGGUACAAGGGCCUCACGGUGGUGGUCAUGAGCCUGGGUGCAACAGUCAUCAGUCUCUUCAGCACAUUAUACACUUCCGGUAUUCCCGGGUUGAUGGAGGAUUUCCAUGUUUCAAAGCUCACCGCGCUGCUUGGUGUCACGACGUAUCUUCUAGGAAUGGCUGCCGGGAGUCUAUUCGUUGCUCCGCUGAGUGAGGUUGUGGGCCGACGGCCUGUUUACGUUGUCUCGAUGAGUGUCUUCCUUGUGCUUCUUCUGCCUAGUGCCCUGGCGCAGAAUAUCACUUCAAUCAUUGCCAGCCGCUUCUUCGGCGGAUUCUUCGGCAGUGCGAUGAUGUCCAACUCGCCUGCUUCAGUCAACGAUGUCAUAUCAGAUGAACACCGCGCUCUGGCCUUUGGGAUCUGGUCGAUUGGUCCAGCAAAUGGCCCAGUGUAUGGUCCAAUUAUUGGAGGAUUUGUGUUUCAGUAUCUCGGAUGGAGAUGGACGAACUGGAUUGUUCUGAUCAUUGGCGGGGUGGUCUUGGUGCUGCUCGCUUCUAUCAAAGAGACUUAUGCGCCAGUUAUUCUGAAGAAGAGAGCGGCAAAGCGACGAAAGGAGACAAACAACCCAAAAUGGUGGACGCGUUACGAUCACCAGCAAGGGUUCAUGUCUCUGCUCCAAACCAGUCUCAAGCGGCCGAUAAAGAUGAUGCUGACGGAGCCAAUAUGUAUCUUCUGGGAUAGUUACGUUGCCAUCGUCUACGCAAUCCUCUAUCUCUGCUUCGUCGCCUACCCCAUCGCCUUCCAGCAAGAACGCGGCUGGGCACCAGGUAUCGCCGGCCUCUCAUUCAUUGGAAUAGGCGUCGGCGUCCUCAUAGCCAUAGCCCUCGAACCUCUCUUCCGCAGAAUCAUAAACGCCCACCGCAAGGACCCGGAAACCGGUACCGUUCCCCCAGAGGCGAUGGUCAGCAUCGUCUGUCUGGGAGCGACGCUUCUGGCCGUCGGCCAGCUAUGGUUCUCCUGGACGUGCCGUCCAAAUGUCCACUGGAUCGUGCCGAUUCUCGCUGGUGUCCCGUUCGGCAUGGGCAACGCCUGUGUCUUCAUCUACGCGAGUAAUUAUAUGGCGAAGUCGUAUGGGAUCUACGCUGCGUCUGCGUUGGCGGGGAAUAUGGUGCUAAGAAGUAUCAUGGGUGCGUGUCUGCCGCUUGCGGGGCCGUCGAUGUAUGGAACGCUGGGGCUGAACUGGGCUGGGACCCUGCUGGGGAUCGUCGAGGCCGUCUGCAUCUCCAUUCCGACUGUUUUCUAUUUCGUGGGGGAUCGUAUCCGCGCCGCGAGCCCUAUGAUCAAGGAGAUUGCGAGUAUGCAUGGAUAG
Messenger RNA from Aspergillus lentulus, 1563 nucleotides. RefSeq names its product MFS transporter. NCBI's taxonomy places the organism in Eukaryota, Fungi, Ascomycota, Eurotiomycetes, Eurotiales, Aspergillaceae. Gene Ontology annotation, biological process: transmembrane transport. Gene Ontology annotation, molecular function: transmembrane transporter activity. The record is from RefSeq and is a predicted model, not a curated record. Gene Ontology annotation, cellular component: plasma membrane.